UCACCUGGAAGAGUUACACAACAACCUGGAAACGUCACUGAGAGGAAAUAAAAGUAUUUUAACUGAGUUGAACGGAGCUGAGACGCCAUUACAGGGAGGAGAUCUGAGCUGAAACACGAAGGUUUACUGGAUCUUAAAGAAAAAGCUGCAGAAACUUUGACUUGGUGAGUUCUGGUUCUGGAGUGGUUCUGUAGAAAAUGGCAGAAAACACUGCUCUGUUUGAACGUUACCUGAGCUGCCAUGUUUGUUCAGAGACUUUCAGAGAUCCUGUGUCUCUGAGCUGCAACCACAGCUUCUGUUCAAACUGCCUGAAGAAAUUCUGGGAACAAACUGGAAACAAGAACUGUCCCAUCUGUAAAAGAAAAUCUUCUAAGGAUAAUCUGGUAAUAAAUUUCUCUCUGAAGGACCUGGCUGAUUCUUUUACUGGAAGACAGAAAUCUGGAUCUUCAGAGACAGAAACAGGAGAAAAGCAGCUGAUGGUCUGCAGUAAACACCAAGAAGACCCUAAACUGUUCUGUGAAGACGAGCAGAGAGCUGUGUGUUCUGUCUGUGAGUUUUCUCUCCACCAGAGUCACAAAGUGGUUCCUGUUGAACAAGCAGUCAGAGAUCUGAAGCAGCAGCUGAAAUCUGACUUAGAGUCUCUGCAGGACAAGAGGAACAAACACAAACAAGUGGAGAAAACAUACCAUGAUGUGAUUCAACACUCCAAGAAGCAGCUGCUGUCCACAGAGAGACAGAUCAGAGCAGAGUUCAACAAGCUGCACCAGUUCCUGAGAGAGGAAGAGGAGUCCAGACUGGCAGCUCUGAGGGAGGAAGAGGAGCAGAAGAGGAAGACUAUCAGCAGAGAGAUGAAGAGGAUUGAGGAGCAGAUCUCCUCUCUGUCAGACAGCAUCUCUGCUGUUGAAGAAGAGCUGCAGAAAGACAAGGUGUCGUUCCUCAGCAGUUAUAAAGCCACUCAGAGCAGAGCCAGAGGUCAGAGGUCACUGCCAGAUCCACAGCUGGUCUCAGGAGCUCUGAUAGAUGUGGCCAAACACCUGGGCAACCUGUCCUUCAGAGUCUGGGAGAAGAUGAAGGACCAGGUGAAGUUCAGUCCCGUCAUUCUGGACCCAAACACUGCACGUGGAUGUCUCUACCUGUCUGAUGAUCUGACCAGCGUGAGACGUGGAGAAACAAAGCAGCAGCUUCCUGAUAAUCCAGAGAGAAACAUGAAGUACCCCAAUGUUUUUGGUUCUGAGGGCUUCAGCUCAGGGAAACACAGCUGGGAGGUGGAGGUGGGAGAUCAUCCUGUCUGGGAGAUCGGUUUGGUUAAAGAGUCUGUUGACAGGAAGGGAGAGAGAUAUCCUUCACCAAAAUAUGGAAUCUGGUGUUUAUGGCAUGGUGAUGGAAAAUACAUUACUGGUGAUGGUAAAACUGUCAAAGUGAAUAAAAAUCUCCAGAGGAUCAGAGUCCAGCUGGAUUAUGACAGAGGGGAGGUUUCCUUCUACGACUCUGAAGACAAGAGUCACAUCUACACUCACAGAGACACUUUCACUGAGAAACUCUUUGCUUAUUUCAAUGUUUUUGAUGCUGCUUUUGCCAAAACAUCUGAGAUCAAAAUCUGUCAAACUGAUUUUUCUGUUUAAAGUUCAAUGUUCUGUUUUUUAAUAUCUGAAAUAUUUUACACUUUUAGUUCAGAGUUUCUAUCUGCAGUCUGAACAAUAUUCUUAUGAAAUUAUUAAUGAACAUCUUUGAUUAUUGAAGAUUUUUAAUCUUUUUAAAAUAAGGAUCUAAAUGUGUUUCUUAGAAACUAUACUCAGAAUUAAAACAUCACUGAAUGUAUCUGCUGUUAAAUUU
Messenger RNA from Gambusia affinis (western mosquitofish), 1833 nucleotides. RefSeq names its product zinc-binding protein A33-like. The record is from RefSeq and is a predicted model, not a curated record. The transcript has a single exon. Lineage: Eukaryota; Metazoa; Chordata; Actinopteri; Cyprinodontiformes; Poeciliidae. Gene Ontology annotation, molecular function: protein binding; zinc ion binding. Bases 198 to 1622 code for a protein of 474 amino acids.